Molecule: messenger RNA, 6146 nt
Organism: Loxodonta africana (African savanna elephant)
Lineage: Eukaryota; Metazoa; Chordata; Mammalia; Proboscidea; Elephantidae
Gene: PTGIS
Product: prostaglandin I2 synthase
Exons: 11
Coding region: 1-1806 (601 amino acids)
Biological process (GO): prostaglandin biosynthetic process
Molecular function (GO): heme binding; oxidoreductase activity, acting on paired donors, with incorporation or reduction of molecular oxygen; monooxygenase activity
Source: RefSeq, a predicted model, not a curated record
AUGCCCUGGGCCGCGCUCCUCGGCCUCCUGGCCGCGGUGCUGCUGCUGCUGCUGCUGAGCCGCCGGCGCACGCGGAGUCGCGGGGCCAGCGGCAGGCCCGGAGCCCCGGCUUCAGACUCCCGGGCAGAAGGGGCACAUUCCCACCCGCCACCCCCACGGGCCGGACCCUCGGAGAUGGGCGUCUCAGGCCUCCGCAGAAGGGGCGCCCUGGCUGACUCCACUGACCCAAGAGUGCCCAGGCCGAGCCGCACCUGCAAAGAAGGCUCAACCGGCGCGCAGCGCGCCGGCUGGGGCCUGCGAGGGAGCCUCCUAUGCCCUGUACUCUUUAUCUCCCUCCCUGCAUUAUCAAAUGGUAAUAAGUGCUGUGGUUUCUACAGGCGACCUGGAGAGCCUCCCUUGGACCUGGGCAGUAUCCCCUGGUUGGGCCAUGCCUUGGAGUUUGGAAAAGAUGCUGCCAGCUUCCUCACUAGGAUGAAGGAGAAGCAUGGUGAUAUCUUUACGGUGCUGGUGGGGGGCAGGUAUGUCACUGUCCUCCUGGACCCACACUGCUAUGACACAGUGGUGUGGGAGUCUCGCACCAAGCUCGACUUCCACGCCUAUGCCGUCUUCCUUAUGGAAAGGAUUUUUGAUGUGCAGCUUCCGCAUUACAACCCCAGUGAUGAAAAGGCCAGGAUGAAACCGACUCUCCUCCACAGAGACCUCCAGGCACUCACGGAAGCCAUGUAUACCAACCUUCGCACGGUCCUGCUGGAUGAUGCUACAGAGGCAGGUGGUGGCUGGCACGAGACAGGGCUCCUCGAUUUCUCCUACAGCUCCCUGCUCAGAGCCGGCUACCUGACCCUGUACGGAGUCGAGGCACUGCCACGCACCCAUCAGAGCCAGACCCAGGAUCGCGCCCACUCGGCCGACGUCUUCCACACUUUCCGCCAGCUCGACCUGCUGCUCCCCAAACUGGCACGCGGCUCCCUGUCAGUGGGGGAUAAGGACCAUGUGAGCAAGGCCAAAGGUCGCCUGUGGAAGCUGCUGUCCCCUGCCAGACUUGCUACCCGGGCCCACCGGAGCACCUGGCUGGAAAGUUACCUGCUACACCUGGAGGAGAUGGGUGUGUCAGAGGAGAUGCAGGCACGGGCCCUGGUGCUGCAGCUCUGGGCCACACAGGGAAAUAUGGGUCCCGCUGCCUUCUGGCUUCUGCUUUUCCUCCUCAAGCAUCCCGAGGCCCUGACUGCUGUCCGUGGAGAGCUCGAGCGUGCCCUCUGUCAGGUGGAGGAGCCUGUCUCACAGAUGACCACCCUUCCACAGAAGGUUUUAGACAGCAUGUCUGUGCUCGACAGUGUGCUGAGUGAGAGCCUCCGGCUCACGGCCGCACCCUUCAUCACACGAGAGGUCGUGGUGGACAUGGCCAUACCCAUGGCAGAUGGGCGGGAAUUCUCCCUGCGACGUGGUGACCGCCUCCUCCUCUUCCCCUUCCUGAGUCCCCAGAGGGACUCAGAAAUCUACACAGACCCAGAGAAAUUUAAGUACGACCGAUUCCUGAACGCUGACGGAUCGGAGAAGAAAGACUUCUACAAGGAUGGGAAACGGCUGAAGAAUUACAACAUGCCGUGGGGCGCGGGCCACAACCAGUGCCUCGGGAGGAGUUACGCCAUCAACAGCAUCAAACAAUUUGUGUUCCUGAUGUUGGUGCACUUUGACCUGGAGCUGACCAAUCCAGAUGUGGAGAUCCCUGAGUUUGACCUCAGCAGAUAUGGCUUCGGUCUGAUGCAGCCGGAACACGACGUGCCCAUCCGGUACCGCUUUCGGCCAUGAGGUCCAGAAUAGAUAGGGCCUCUGUGCGCUCGCUUCCACCCAGCCUGCACCCACCCUGCCAACUUUCUGUGACCGCAUUUUGCCUGGGUGCAGAGCUGUGAACACCCGACAGCGCCAGCAUUAUCACAGGCCUGCUUUUUUUUGUUAGGCUAUGUCCAGGGGAGGGGAAAGAGGGGAACUGAGAAAAGGCAAAGAAAGAGAAGACAUGGAAAGCUCUGUGGAUUUUCUGCUGUUGAGUUUUAGUUCCAACAUCAGGCUCUUUCUGCUCCCAGCAAACCUCGCUGCUCUCAUCUUCGGAUGGCCACAAAAGCUAGUUACAGACAAGGUGGAGCUAGGAGUCCUCCCUGCUGUGCCCUCAGCUCGCAGAGGGUGACCUUCCAAGUACUUAACAACUGGUGUGGCCUAGACCUCAGCCAAUCAUAAUAGAUACUGUCCAUAAAACACCAGUUGGGACCUAGCAGUGUGUCCCUUGAAAUCAUUUCCACUCCCAAAUUAUUAUUAAAAGAGCUAAAGCCAAAGGAGUCCCCUUAGAGUAUCUGCUUGCCUGGAUGCCGCAUCCGCUGGGCACUGCCCUUGCCUCUCCAUUCAGACUGAUGCUUGAGAAAAUGCAGGAGAAUUUUCCAGGGGCUGUUGCAUCCUGGGUGCAGAACGUGGACACCCUCGGGACAAGGGUGUCCCAGGAGUAGCACUCUCUGUUCUGGAGUUAAGGGCUCAAGAUGUUGUCGUUGUGAGCUGCUGUCGAGUUGGCGCCCGAUUUAUGGUGACCCAAUGCAUAACAAGACCGGACUGUUGUGAUCCAUUGAGUUCUCUUUGGCUGAUCUUUCAGAAGUAGAUUGCCAGGCCUUUCUUCUUGGUCUGUCUUAGUCUGAAACCUACUCAGGAUCAUAGCAAUAUGAAAGCCUCCACUGACAGAUGGGUAAUGGCUGCCUUUGAGGUGCAUCAGCUGGGAAUUGAACCAGGGUCUUCUGCAUGGAAGGCGAGAAUUCUACCACUGAACCAGCACCGCUUGCAUGUUCAAGAUGGAAUGGGCUUUUCCAGUGCUUUAUCUCAGAUAGGGAAACUGCGGAAGACACAACCCUGAGGGAUGUUUGGAAGGAACCAGGCGCAGGGGUCCUGAGACUGGUCAAGUCAAGGAAGGAGGACGUGUUGGUUUCUCGCCUUCUGCCUCAGCAGCUCUACCUGUUGGGCCAGAUCAGCCCGCACAGAUGACUUGUUUGGCCUACACUUAAAAAAAAAAUACAUUUAGUCUCUAGGAGAGUUGAUUCAGAAUGCCCAGCUUCUCUUGAAAACUUGGGAGAUCUAGCCACACUGGGCCCUCAUCCCAAUGGCACUGUUCGGCCAGAGCUGAGUAGCAGCUGUCUGCUUUGAUCGGGCCUGUGCCCUCUGCUUUACCAGGCUUUGGACUUGGUUGGCUUCUCCAUUUAAAGUACCUCCUUUCCCUUAGAGGCAUUUGAUUUGAGGCUCUGGUUCUAGUUCUGAGAAGUGAUAUUAAUGAGUGAGAACCAGCGACCUGGUCCUCAGAGCAAUUGCCCAUCCCAUUCUGGGUGUGCCCAGAGAUGAGAACUUGUCCUUGCUUCAGCUUUAGGGAAAAAAGCAAAGGAAGAAGAAAGAUGGCCUGGAAACCUUUAUUAUGAUGGUGAAUAGCAUUAUUAAUAUUAGUUCCUGUUGAUUGCGGGAAACCCUGGUGACAUAGCGGUUAAGUGCUACGGCUGUUUACCAAAAGGUCGGCAGUUCAUAUCUACGAGGCGCUGCUUGGAUACUCUAUAGGGGUGUUCUACUCUGACCUACAGGUCACUAUGAGGCAGAAUCGACUCAACGGCUAUGGGUUUUGUUUAUUGCGUGCCACCUAAAUGCCUGUGGCAGGCACAGUAGGCCUUGUAUCUCUACUUCUUAAGCAUCUUAAGAGAAGAUGAUGAGGCCUGCUUUCCAGAUGAGGAAACAGGUGAAGUGACUUGCCUGGGGUCACGCAGCUCAUAGCUGGUAGAACUCGGUAGGCAGACUUAUUGCCCCAGAAGCAAAUACUAAAGGGACAGCUCUUUGUUCCUUGGGCUCAAGGGGGUGGCAGUUGGGCAGUUCAGUUUGGCCCUGGAGAGCUGAUGGAGCCAGAGGCACCCAUGCAUGCAUGCAUUGCAUGAGACAGACACACAACUAGGUCCCUCUAGCUUUAGCUGACAGGCAAGGACAGACCUCCAAACGAUCCAGAGGCUAGUCUCUUCUGGGAGCAGCGCCAGGGCUUAGGGCCUUCCCUGGCCCCAGCCUCCAGGCACCCUCAGGAUUCCCAGACUGACACUGUGAUUGGCAGGAGGCGGGAUAUCCCCAGGGAAACCCAUCUUCACGCCUGGGUGACCCCCGCUGCCGCCGCCUGCUUCUUAACUCUGCAGGAAAUCAGGACUGGCAGCCUUGUGUGGGAGGCUGGAGCCGAUUUCCAUGGCAACCCUCCACUGCCUCAUCUCUGGCUCAGAAAGGAAGGAAGAAGGGUGGGGAAAUCACUGCAGGAAGAUGUGUCUGCAGGGCUGCAACCCUGGCGAGCUGGGAAGAGCUCUUCGUGAACUUUCACCUUUCAAAUCAGGGCUGGGCUCUCACUGAAAUGAGAUUUUCAUCUGCAUUCAAAAGAGGGCUCAGUGCCCUUUAAAGGUGAGUCUCCUCAGAGCCAUAUCAUUAGGAAGACGUGGUACCCAAGAUAUUGAUGUACAGUUUGGGAAACAAGGAUCUAAACCCUCCUUGUUUUAAUCUUUCUUUUUCUUUUCUUUUUCUCUCUUUCCUUCCUCCCUCCCUGCCUCCCUUCUUCCUUCCCUCUCUUUCUUCCCCUCCCUCCCUCUGCCUCUCUUCUCCUGCUCUCUUGCUUUUAUCAUAAGCUAAGGAGAAAAGAGGCAGAGAUGACAGGUUAGUGAGGAAGGUACCUGGACGUCAUUGUCCUUCAUACCUUGCUUUUUUUUUUUUCUUUUUUUAGAGGCCCAGAAUUGCUGGACAUCUGCUAGAAAUACUCUGAGGUUGACCUUAUGAAGUAUUUCCUUUCCAUUCUCAUUAUUUUUGCUAUGUUUUGUAUUGUUGUUUACCAAAUAUUUCCCUUUAAACAGACUCACUUUUUAAACUUAAAAUAAAUUUCUUUAAAAAGGGAACUUUUUUUCCACCACUGCUGGUAAGGGAUAACAUGUAUCACUCACGCCAGAAAUAGAAAGUGACUGUGAGAAAUAAACGUGCUGGGGAGGGGGCUCCAUGCUGGUGCCGCCAAGGCUCAGAGCCUCAGCCUCUCUCUGCUCUGUUACAAGUGAGAUCAGCAAGUGUAAGCACUGCACUGAAGCCAUACCAGCACCACUCAGAGACUUUCCUCCUCAGCCAUCAGAGGGGUGGAAUGGGCCAGAAAAGGAGUAAGUGGCUCACAGGUCAGUCAGCCACCCGCUCUACUUGGUCUGUGAGCCACCCAGGGUCAUCUCCUACCAUUGGGGGUCCCCUGCCCACGGGGAGCCCAUGAUGUCUGGCCUCACCCUCUCCGCACUCAGAAACAGGCUCAGAGCGGUGGAAUGUCUUGCCCAAAGUCAUUGGUUUUGAUGUUAUUUUUCACAAACACAGUGUUCCCUGAGUGAUUGCUACACCUUGCUGUUUUAAUAAAGAGUUCUAUUUUAUGUAACAUUGCUGAGUGGCAAUGUGCUGAAAUAUAUUAAAGCAUCCUUGUUUGUGGAACUGCCUCUGAGUGUGAUUUAGAUGGAGAGACUUGCUUGUGUCCGGAAUGGGAAGAGAGGGGGACAGAGAAGAGCAUUUUUUUUUAGAGGAAGAAACCGAGGGUCAGAGAGGUAAAGUGGCUUGUCCAAGGUCACGUGGCUGAUCAGUGGUAACGGUGGGAUUCAGGUGCAGCCCUCUCUGCCUCUUGAGACUGUGUUCUGGAUCCUUCCAUCAAUGAUUGUCCUGAUGGCAGAGGGGUUACUGGGUGCCUAUAGAGGACUUUGGAGAAGGAGAGGUCUGAACCCAAAGUAAGGCCAGCAGAAAAGAUCUCUGAGACAUUCUCCAUCCUUUAUCAUGAUGUGUGAAUCCAUUUUAAAAUAAAAAAGAAGGGAUUCCAUGGAUUAAAUUAACAUUGGGAAAAAUAAAAUAGGGAGAAUUGGUUUUUUUCUCAAAUCUUUGAGUAUAAAUAAUGCCCUGGGGCAAAUGUCCUUCAUAUCAGUUUCCUCAUCCGUGAGGGGGGACAUAGAGGCACACACUGGACAUGAAGUGACAGACAUCUCAAACAAACAGUGACUUAAGCACAGCAGAUGUUUCUUUCUCAUACGGAUAUAGGAGACCAGAGACAAUGUGACAUCUUCAUAAUCAGGCCCCUUCCUUGUGGUUCCUCCACCACCCAUAAC